Molecule: messenger RNA, 771 nt
Organism: Scomber scombrus (Atlantic mackerel)
Lineage: Eukaryota; Metazoa; Chordata; Actinopteri; Scombriformes; Scombridae
Gene: sprb
Product: sepiapterin reductase b
Exons: 4
Coding region: 1-771 (256 amino acids)
Biological process (GO): tetrahydrobiopterin biosynthetic process
Molecular function (GO): sepiapterin reductase (NADP+) activity
Source: RefSeq, a predicted model, not a curated record
AUGUCCGACAUCCACUCUACAAAUGUCAGGACUCUCAGCCGGUGCAUCUGUAUCAUCACAGGAGCCUCUAAGGGGUUUGGACGGGCACUGGCACACCAAGUGUCCCACUAUAUGAAGCCUGGCUCUGUGUUGCUGCUGGUGGCUCGCACCAGGACUUUGCUCCAGGAGCUGAAGGAAGAGCUGCAGAGCUUCACUGGGAACCAGACCCUGGUGGUUCACUGCGUCACGGCUGAUCUGAGCACACAAGACGGCGUGAAUGAGACAGUGAGUGCAGCAAGACAGCAGAGUUCGAAUGAAAUAGAUCAUGUGCUUCUCAUCAACAAUGCUGCCUCCUUAGGUGACAUCACCCCGUUUACGAAUUUCACCAACCUUGAUCAGGUGAACUCCUACCUGUCCUUCAAUGUUAGCUCUGCUCUGGCACUGACUGCAGGGAUUCUGCAGGUGUUUCCACCGAGAGCGGGCCUGCAAUGGAGCGUGGUGAACUGCUCCUCUGUUUUUGCUGUGCAGACCAUGCCAUCUUGGGUGCUGUACUGCACCGGCAAAUCAGCCAGGGUGAUGAUGUUCAGGGUACUGGCUGCAGAGGAGCCAAAUGUCAAAGUCCUCAGCUACUCUCCAGGUCCUAUGGACACGGAGAUGCAGAAAGACAUUCUGAGGUUAACAGGCACCCGUUAUAAUUUAAUUCCCUGCAAGGAGUCUGCAGCCAAACUGAUGAAGGUGCUUCUGGAGAAUGAGUUCACAUCAGGGUCACACCUCGACCUCUUCCAACUGUGA